Helianthus annuus (common sunflower) is the source of this 1773-nucleotide messenger RNA. RefSeq names its product cytochrome P450 704C1. Gene Ontology annotation, molecular function: iron ion binding; heme binding; monooxygenase activity. The transcript has 5 exons. The coding region runs from base 35 to 1612 and encodes 525 amino acids. The record is from RefSeq and is a predicted model, not a curated record. NCBI's taxonomy places the organism in Eukaryota, Viridiplantae, Streptophyta, Magnoliopsida, Asterales, Asteraceae.
UGCUGAUUCUCAAAUAGAGUCUUGAGUCUCCACCAUGAAGGUUUCGUUCUUUCUUAUCCUCUUCUUUCUUACUGGAUUUUACGUUUCGCCAUCUUUAAUGCUCGCACUGAUCGGGCUUCUUACUUCACUUGUGCUUGUACUCCUGGCUUUCGUGCUUCUACCUUACUUCACAGAAUUGUUAUCUACCGAUCAUCGCCCACCAGUCAUCGGACCAAUAUCCAAUCAACUCAUACAUUUCCGAACGCUUUACGAUUACAUGACAUCGCACGCUAGAAAGUAUCCCACUUUUCGUUUCAUCACACCUUCACACAGUGAAGUCUAUACUGUUGAUCCUGUGAAUGUUGAGUACAUACUCAAAACCAAUUUCGCAAAUUACACCAAGGGCGAGUACAAUAUCGGUACAAUGAAAGAUCUUUUCGGAAACGGUAUUUUCGCAGUGGACGGAGCUAAAUGGCGCCAUCAACGGAAGCUUGCAAGCUUCGAGUUCUCAACCAAAGUUUUACGCGAUUUCAGUACUGUUACCUUCAAGUCAAACACAGUUAAACUAGUGAAAAAGAUUUCGUUACUAGCGGCUGCUGAGGAAACCAUGAAUAUGCAGGAUUUGUUAAUGAAAUCGACUCUAGAUUCGAUAUUUAAGGUGGGAUUCGGGUUUGAUCUCGAUACUUUGUCAGGGUUAGAUGAAGCUAGUAACCGGUUUAUGAAAGCCUUUGAUGAUUCAAACGGUUUAGUCUAUUGGCGAUUUGUUGAUCUUUCGUGGAGGGUGAAGAGGUUUCUUAAUAUUGGUUCUGAAGCUGCUCUUAAAGACAACAUAAGAAUCAUUGAUAAUUUUGUGUAUGAUUUGAUAAACAAUAAGAGGGAGCAGAUGAAAAAUGGAAAUCUUUAUAGGGAUAAAGAAGAUAUUUUGUCAAGAUUUUUAAUGGAAAGUGAAAAUGAUCCAGAAAAUAUGACCGAUGAGUAUCUAAGAGAUAUAUCACUAAGUUUUGUGAUUGCUGGAAAGGAUACAUCUGCAAACACCCUCACAUGGUUCUUUUACAUGCUUUCCAAGCAUCCAUUUAUUCAAGAAAAGAUUGCAAAAGAGGUUGUAUCCGCCACUGAAGCCAAUGAUCAUACGUCUAUCGAUGAUUUUGCGCUCAAGUUGACUGAAGUCGCGCUUGAGAAAAUGCAUUAUCUUCAUGCGUCGUUGACCGAGACUCUCAGGCUCUACCCUGCAGUUCCUUUGGAUGGUAAGAGUGCAGAAAAAGAUGAUGUUCUUCCGGAUGGAUACAAGAUCAAGAAAGGGGAUGGUGUAGGUUAUAUGGCGUAUCCAAUGGGACGGAUGACAUACAUUUGGGGAGAAGAUGCAGAAGAUUUCAGACCAGAAAGAUGGCUCAAUAAUGGCGUUUUUCAACCCGAAAGUCCUUUCAAGUUCACCGCUUUUCAGGGUGGUCCAAGGAUAUGCUUAGGUAAGGAAUUUGCUUACAGACAAAUGAAGAUAUUAGCUGCAUUUCUUGUUCACUUCUUCAAGUUCAAACUAGUGGAUGAAAGUAAAGAAGCCACGUAUCGAACCAUGUUUACUCUUCACAUAGACGACGGGCUCCAUUUGUAUGCUUUACCUCGUUUCUCACAUGAAUAAUUGACGGUUAUCAUUUCAGUUUUAGCUUAUAACCGUUUGUAUUCCCAAUAUCAUGUUGUUUGUAGUAAUAUACAAGUAAUCGAAGUACAAACGUACAUGUAAGAGCGAUUCAGUUUAGCGUGCCGCAACGCGCGUGGGAUAUAAAACUAGUUGCAUUCAUU